Diutina rugosa is the source of this 843-nucleotide messenger RNA. Its product is annotated as MaoC family dehydratase. Gene Ontology annotation, cellular component: peroxisome. The transcript has a single exon. Lineage: Eukaryota; Fungi; Ascomycota; Pichiomycetes; Serinales; Debaryomycetaceae. Bases 1 to 843 code for a protein of 280 amino acids. The record is from RefSeq and is a predicted model, not a curated record.
AUGUCGAACCCCAGAGAACCUGUUUACGAAUACACUGACAAGGAAACCAUCCUUUACAACAUCUCCGUUGGCGCCAAGGUCGACGAACUCAAGUACACUUACGAGAAUGACCCUGACUUCCAAGUCGUGCCCACUUUCGGUACUAUUCCCACCUUCAACUCCGACGAGGCUUGGGAAUCGUUUGCUCGUUACUUGAAGAACUACCAAUUGCACAACUUGUUGCACGGUGAACACUACCUUAAGGUCCACAAGUUCCCUGUUCCCACGGAAGCGACCGUCAAGACCAAGUUCCACCCCAUUGAAGUGACUCAAAAGAAGACUAACACCAUCAUUGUUCACCUGAUCAAGUCUGAAGAUGAAUCUGGUAACUUGUUGUUUGAAAACGAAGCCACCUACUUCAUCAGAAACUGUGAAGGUGAAACUAAGAAGUACGGUGAACGUCGCGAAUUUGCCAAGCAACCUUUCGCCGCCCCCAAGGAAGAACCCCAAUUUGUUGCCGAACAAAAGUUGACCGAAGAACAAGCCGUUUUGUACCGUUUGACUGGUGACCGUAACCCCUUGCACGUCGACCCCAAGAACGCUAAGAACGCCAAGUUCGAGAAGCCUAUUUUGCACGGUUUGUGCACCUUGGGUGUUUCGGUCAAGUUGUUGUUGGACAAGUACGGUGGGUUUGACGAAAUCAAGGCUAGAUUCACCGGUAUUGUGUACCCUGGCGAAACCUUGAGAGUCACUGCCUGGAAGCAAGGCGACCUCGUCCUUUUCGAAGCCCACGUUAUUGAGAGAGGUACUAAGGUUAUCUCCAACGCCGCUUUGAAGUUGGUGGGUGACAAGGCUAACUUGUAA